Messenger RNA from Musa acuminata AAA Group (dessert banana), 1352 nucleotides. Its product is annotated as major pollen allergen Ole e 10-like. Bases 599 to 973 code for a protein of 124 amino acids. The transcript has 4 exons. The record is from RefSeq and is a predicted model, not a curated record. Lineage: Eukaryota; Viridiplantae; Streptophyta; Magnoliopsida; Zingiberales; Musaceae.
AAAGAAUAAUUAUUAUGAUUCAAUAUGAAUAUGUGGAUCAAAGUCCAAAAAAAAAAUCGCCCAUUGAUCAAAACCAAAUAUGGGGUUUAUUAGUAUUUUUCCGAUGAAUUGCCCAACAAUUACCUCUUAAUCUUGAAAAAAAAAAAAAAAACACACAGGAUGCACAACACCCCGAGUCGGCAGCCACCACCUGUCCGCAGCGUGUCAGCCUCACACCACUACUCACGGGUCCUCGGAAGGCAGCGUCCGUGCAGUAAUCACGCCGCUCGUCCUCUGCUCGGUACUCCCUCUUCUCGAUUCCUACUCCUGCACAGCACUGACAUGCACGCAGUCCGACCAAAGAACGACGCACAUGCUUCGUCUUCAUCCUCCGCCAGCUUUUUGCUCGAUUCCCUUCGCCACAGCACCUCGAAUUUAUUAGCCUGCCAAUAACGCCACCGCACCAAGACAAAUAGUGUGCAGAUAUAGCCGUUGCAAUGUCACGGUCUCAGCUACUCCGCCAUUAAAUCCCUUCUUCCUUGCUCGACGUCUCGCGAAAAGCAAUUCAUCAAACACCUGUACUGCAUACGUCCUGGUUUCCUUCCUUCCUUCCUCGGCAAUGGCUGGAAGAGUGCGAGCAACAUUGUCUUCUCUGCUGAUCUUGUCUUCGGCUCUGAUUUUUCCGACUCUCGCUUCAGGAGGAGCCACGAAGGUGGUGCAAGGACAGAAAACCUGGUGCGUUGCCAAGCCGUCGGCGGAUGAAGCGACCUUGGCUGCAAACUUGAACUUUGCUUGCUCUCAGGUGGACUGCAGCGUACUGCAGUGGGGCUGGACUUGCUUCUACCCGGAUACUCUCGUGUCCCACGCUUCCAUCGCCAUGAACCUCUACUACCAAUCCAAGGGCAAGAACUACUGGAACUGCUACUUCAAGGGCUCGGCACUCAUCGUGACGACAGACCCGAGUUUCGGGAGCUGCGUCUACCCCUAUGCAUGAAGAAGAACAGAGCUAAUAGGCGACUGAUGGGACCAAAUCUCCUACGCAAAUCUGCUUGGAAGGAUAAAGCCGCUGUCCUCUUGCUUGUUUGUUUGUAGUGAGAUGUACAUUGCCCUCUUAUCAUGAAUGCUAUGCCUAAUGCUCGAGACAAUCUUCAAUAUUUAAAGCAAUGACGGAUGACUUUUCUUUUGGGGAUAUAUAUAUAUAUAUAUAUAUAUAUAUAAUAUAAUAUAAUGAUUUUUUUUUUGGUUUGAAUAGCAAAGAUGAGACUGCAGAAAGCAAAUAAAUUCGACAUCAAAGUCCAACUCUGGGAACAGAAAUGUACAGUUCUUCAAAGGCUGGUAACUUUAGUUACCAAACUAUAUGACAUUCUUUGCCC